UAUUUAUUUCGGCUUCCACAUUUUUUGACUUCGAAGAGACAAAAAAUAAAAAUCAGUUUAUUUUAAUUUUUAAUUUUUUACUUUUUCUCUUGUCUUUAUUCAAUUCACCGUUCUUCCCCAGCGCCACACCGGCAUAUUUCUUUCAAGUCACACUGGCACUGUGCUGUUGUUCUCUCUCUUCCUGCAUCCGCUUCCCUCACAUCAGUCAAUCACAGUAUAGGUGAUCGUUUUUUUCUCAUAAUCAGACGGUUCUGGUGCGGUCAAUGGAGAACAGCGACGUCUUCUUGGGGUUGCACGAUUUCCUCGAACGAAUGCGCCAGCCUUCCGCUGCUGAUUUCGUCAAAUCCAUCAAAAGUUUCAUUGUUUCAUUUUCAAAUAAUGCUCCUGAUCCAGAAAGAGACGGUGCUGCAGUGCAGGAGUUCCUUGCCAAUAUGGAGGCUGCAUUUAGAGCUCAUCCACUUUGGGCUGGUUGCUCAGAAGAGGAGCUGGAGAGUGCUGGUGAAGGACUCGAAAAGUAUGUCAUGACAAAGUUAUUUGCACGGGUAUUUGCUUCACUUCCAGAUGAUGCGAAAUAUGAUGAGAAACUUUCUGAGAAGAUGGCAUUGAUUCAACAGUUUGUUCGGCCUGAAAAUCUGGAUAUUAAGCCCAUCUUUCAAAAUGAAACUUCGUGGCUGCUAGCACAAAAAGAGCUGCAGAAGAUAAAUAUGUAUAAAGCUCCAAGGGACAAGCUUGUUUGUAUCCUCAAUUGUUGCAAGGUGAUAAGUAACUUGUUGCUUAAUGUUUCAAUCUCUUCAAAUGAGAAUCCUCCUGGAGCUGAUGAAUUUCUUCCUGUCCUGAUUUAUGUUACUAUAAAGGCAAACCCUCCACAAUUGCACUCAAAUUUGUUGUACAUACAACGGUAUAGGCGUCAAUCUAGAUUAGUUGCAGAAGCAGCUUAUUUUUUUACAAAUAUGCUCUCAGCAGAGUCUUUCAUCUCUAACAUUGAUGCUCAGGCUCUUUCAAUGGAUGAAAUAGAGUUUGAAAAGAACAUGGAAUUUGCUCGAGCUCUUCUGGGUAGCGUUUCAACUGAUGUGGAUGGCCUAUCUAAGCAAACCGAUGAAAGCAUGGGGCGCGUUCCUGGAGAGGAAUAUAGGGCAGUGAAACAUCAAGUUUUAAACACCAAAAAGGAUCCUGUUUUACAAUCAAAAUCAUCUGAAAUGCUUUCUGGAAAUAAGGAAGCAACUUAUGACAAGGAUCAGUUGUCGGUGACAAAAAUCCCAUCCCUCUCAGAUUUAGAAAAUAAAGGGGCGUCCAUGCUUUUGAAGGAGGAGCAGGCAAGCAAAGUCUUCCAGGAGUAUCCUUACUUGUUUGCCAGUGUUGGUGAUCUUACCAUCAGUGAUGUAGAAGGCCUUCUAAAUGAUUAUAAACAACUUGUUUUAAAAUAUGUUUGUCUUUCCAAAGGCUUGGGUGAUGCUACUCCAUCUCUCCCUUUUUCCAGUUCAUCAUCGGAUGUCCAAGAUCAGAUUGAAAGUUCCAAGAAGCCUAAAGAUCAUAAAGCAGCAAACCUAAAUAUUGAUACACAACAGGUUACUGAUAAGACAGAUGAAAGUUCAGAUAAGUUUCCGCAAUUCGAUGAAGCAAAUAAUAGUGAUUUGAAGCAGUUGCAGACUGAAGAUGACACUUCUCAGUAAUAGCUGUGUGAAGAUGCUAUUUGUAGGAGAGCACGUUGAGCUUUUUGAAGUGAUGAAUGAUAGCUGUCACAGUUUUUUACCUUUGAAUGGAGAUCCCUUUGUUUAUUUUCGAGAUAAUGAAAUAGCGGAAGGAAAUGGGGAGUACAGGGGUUGUAUUGUAAUCCAUCAAUUAUUAUUCCAAUGAACAUGCAAUUUCAUUUGCCACUCAGAAACACUCAGCAGAUCAUACUACGAUUGUUUAUGCAUGCAUUUGAGUAGACGUGUUUUCCACUCACUAAUUUCUCAGAAGAUGGGAGUAUGUAUAAACAUUGGUGGAAUACAUUCUUGAUUCACGGUUUGUCAAGAGGCAGGUAUGUUUUUAUUUUGAAUUCUUUUCUUUUCUUUCUUCCUGAUCAUUUCUCCUUUACAAAGAAUCUACAUAAAUGCAGGCUGUAUUGAUGUACAAUACUGGUAUAGCUAAAUGUAACCUCUUCAUUUUGUGUUUUCUUUAUGUUGUUAUUUGGCUCCUAGGAGACUUGAGCAACCUGCAGAUAUGGCAGCCCAUAAAAUUUCCUAAGUCUGAUGUGAAAUAACUGUCACGUUCUUAUUUCAAAUACAACAGUGAUAAUUACACCCAAAAUAAUUACUACAUUGAUAAUACAUUGACAA
Messenger RNA from Carica papaya (papaya), 2318 nucleotides. It is a transcript of the gene VPS9A, whose product is annotated as Vacuolar sorting protein 9 (VPS9) domain-containing protein. Gene Ontology annotation, biological process: vesicle-mediated transport. NCBI's taxonomy places the organism in Eukaryota, Viridiplantae, Streptophyta, Magnoliopsida, Brassicales, Caricaceae. The record is from RefSeq and is a predicted model, not a curated record. Gene Ontology annotation, cellular component: cytosol; endocytic vesicle. Gene Ontology annotation, molecular function: small GTPase binding; guanyl-nucleotide exchange factor activity.